This is a messenger RNA of Zingiber officinale, 3097 nucleotides long. RefSeq names its product plasma membrane ATPase-like. Gene Ontology annotation, biological process: proton export across plasma membrane; regulation of intracellular pH. The transcript has 15 exons. Gene Ontology annotation, molecular function: ATP binding; P-type proton-exporting transporter activity; ATP hydrolysis activity. Gene Ontology annotation, cellular component: plasma membrane. Bases 131 to 3073 code for a protein of 980 amino acids. The record is from RefSeq and is a predicted model, not a curated record. Lineage: Eukaryota; Viridiplantae; Streptophyta; Magnoliopsida; Zingiberales; Zingiberaceae.
AUUAACAAGCUUCCCGUUCUCUUCUCUCUGUUUCCUGCUCCAGCUCUAUUAACGAUCGAAUGGUAGCUUCUUCUUGAUCUGAUCUGAUCUUAUAAGCAACCUUCCACAACCUUGAAGUUAGUAGAGAGUAAUGGGAGGAGAGAAAGGUUCGAGCUUGGAGGAUCUCAAGAAUGAGACUGUCGAUCUGGAAAAGAUUCCUAUAGAGGAGGUAUUCGAGCAGCUGAAAUGUACGAAAGAGGGUCUGAGCUCGGAGGAGGGAGCCAACCGGAUCCAACUCUUCGGGCCGAACAUGCUGGAAGAGAAAAAGGAAAGCAAGUUCCUCAAGUUUCUGGGGUUCAUGUGGAAUCCGCUGUCGUGGGUGAUGGAGAUGGCGGCGAUCAUGGCGAUUGCACUGGCGAACGGAGGAGGGAAGCCGCCGGACUGGGAAGACUUCGUCGGGAUCAUAAUUUUGUUGGUUAUUAACUCCACCAUCUCGUUCAUCGAAGAGAACAACGCCGGGAAUGCGGCGGCGGCCCUCAUGGCUCGCCUCGCACCAAAAACCAAAGUACUGCGUGACGGCGCGUGGAGCGAGCAGGACGCGGCCAUUUUGGUGCCCGGCGAUAUCAUCAGCAUCAAAUUGGGCGACAUCAUCCCCGCCGAUGCUCGCCUUCUGGACGGCGAUCCCUUGAAGAUCGACCAGUCCGCCCUCACCGGAGAGUCCCUCCCAGUCACCAAGAACCCCGGCGACGAGAUCUACUCCGGCUCCACAUGCAAGCAGGGGGAGAUCGAGGCCGUCGUCAUCGCCACCGGCGUCCACAGCUUUUUCGGCAAGGCCGCCCACCUCGUCGACAGCACCAACCAGGUGGGCCACUUCCAGAAGGUCCUCACCUCCAUCGGCAACUUCUGCAUCUGCUCCAUCGCCACCGGCAUCCUCAUCGAGAUCAUCGUCAUGUACCCCAUCCAGCACCGCACCUACCGCGACGGAAUCGACAAUCUCCUGGUCCUCUUGAUCGGCGGCAUCCCCAUAGCCAUGCCCACCGUUCUCUCCGUUACCAUGGCCAUCGGCUCCCAUAAGCUCUCCCAGCAGGGCGCCAUCACCAAGAGGAUGACCGCCAUCGAGGAGAUGGCCGGCAUGGAUGUGCUCUGCAGCGACAAGACCGGCACCCUCACGCUCAACAAGCUCAGCGUCGACAAGAAUCUCAUCGAGGUCUUCACAAAGGGCGUCGACAAGGAUCACGUCGUCCUGCUCGCUGCAAGAGCCUCCAGGACAGAGAACCAGGACGCCAUCGAUGCCGCCAUGGUCGGAAUGCUCGCAGACCAAAAGGAAGCGAGAGCAGGGAUCCGAGAAGUGCAUUUCUUUCCCUUCAAUCCCGUUGAUAAGAGAACAGCGCUCACUUACAUCGAUGAAGAAGGCAAAUGGCAUCGAGUCAGCAAAGGUGCUCCUGAACAGAUUAUGAACCUUUGCAAUUGCAAAGAGGAUGUCAAGAGAAAAGCCCACACUGUGAUCGACAAGUUUGCUGAACGUGGGCUUCGAUCUUUAGCAGUGGCGAGGCAGGAGGUUCCUGAGAGGAGCAAAGAGAGUCCUGGUGCACCAUGGCAAUUUGUUGGUCUACUGCCGCUCUUUGAUCCCCCGAGGCAUGACAGUGCCGAGACCAUCAGCAAGGCUCUCAACCUCGGUGUCAAUGUGAAGAUGAUCACUGGUGAUCAACUUGCCAUAGCAAAGGAGACUGGUAGAAGACUUGGAAUGGGCACAAAUAUGUAUCCUUCCUCUUCGUUGCUUGGGCAAAACAAGGAUGAGUCUGUUGUUUCACUUCCGAUAGAUGAAUUGAUCGAGAAGGCAGAUGGGUUUGCAGGAGUUUUCCCAGGUCUGUUCGUGUUGUGUACACACUGUCAAACCAUAAAUAUUAUAAAGAUUAGCUGUAAUAUGGUGUACUUUGGAACAGAACAUAAGUAUGAAAUUGUGAAGAAGUUGCAAGAAAGGAAGCAUAUAUGUGGGAUGACUGGAGACGGAGUGAAUGAUGCUCCAGCCUUGAAGAAGGCCGAUAUUGGCAUUGCUGUUUCUGAUGCCACCGAUGCUGCAAGAGGUGCUUCCGACAUCGUCCUGACUGAGCCUGGUCUCAGUGUCAUCAUCAGUGCUGUUCUUACUAGCCGAACCAUCUUCCAGAGGAUGAAGAACUACACGAUCUAUGCUGUUUCGAUAACCAUCCGUAUUGUGCUUGGAUUUAUGCUUAUUGCUUUGAUAUGGAAAUUUGACUUCUCUCCUUUCAUGGUUCUGAUCAUCGCCAUACUAAAUGAUGGCACCAUCAUGACAAUCUCUAAGGAUCGCGUCAAGCCAUCUCCACUUCCAGACAGUUGGAAAUUGAAAGAAAUUUUUGCUACAGGCAUUGUGCUAGGAACUUACUUGGCCUUGAUGACUGUCCUCUUCUUUUGGGCUAUGAAAGAGACCAACUUCUUCCCGAACAAAUUUAAUGUUAGAUCAAUAAGAUACAAUGACCAUGAGAUGAUGGCUGCGUUGUAUCUGCAAGUGAGUAUUAUCAGCCAAGCACUGAUAUUUGUUACUCGGUCGCGGGGUUGGUGCUUCACCGAUCGACCUGGACUUCUACUUUGCACUGCUUUUGUGAUUGCACAAUUAAUUGCUACACUAAUAUCUGUGUAUGCAAACUGGAGCUUUGCCCACAUUAAAGGCUGUGGAUGGGGUUGGGCAGCAAUCAUAUGGCUUUACAGCUUUCUUACCUUCAUUCCACUUGACUGGAUUAAGUUCGCUAUUCGGUAUGUACUAAGUGGAAAGGCCUGGGAUUCUCUCUUUGAUAGGAAGACUGCAUUCACCACAAAGAAAGAUUAUGGAAGAGAGGAAAGGGAAGCUCAAUGGGCAAUUGCACAGAGAACACUUCAUGGUCUCCAACCACCUGAAGCUUCAACCCUCUUUGGGGACAAGAACGGUUACCGUGAGCUUUCGGAGAUAGCUGAGCAGGCCAAGAGACGAGCCGAGAUUGCAAGGCUGAGGGAGCUGCAGACUCUCAAGGGUCAUGUGGAAUCAGUGAUCAAGCUGAAGGGACUGGACAUUGACAACAUCCAGCAGCAUUACACAGUGUAAAAGCACCACAUAAUACAUAUAGCU